Messenger RNA from Adineta ricciae, 897 nucleotides. The record is from the annotation of a GenBank genome assembly. NCBI's taxonomy places the organism in Eukaryota, Metazoa, Rotifera, Eurotatoria, Adinetida, Adinetidae.
AUGGAAAACAUCAAUCCUCGUUUUUUAUCAAAUCUCAAAGAUGAACCAUCGAACAUUUUACAACCAAUAUCAGGCUAUGAAAACGAACCAUUACUAUCUCUUGAAGAAUCAUGUCAACCACUCUAUCCUCUCAUUAAUAAUCUUGCACAAUACAUUUGGGUAUCCAAACGAAACAGUCAAAAUCCUGAUGAUGGUUUGACAUCCGACGAAUCCGCGUCGAUUCAUUUGUAUACGAUGGAAUGGACCAAUAGCGAAGAAAGUCUCUAUGCGAAAUUGAAUCAUUCAUUGCGCAGUGUGAAUCGUCAGGAAUUGAAACCAUGGUUUCGCUAUUUGAAAUUGUUUUUAACUGCACUUUUUAAAUUACCGGCAUUUGAAGGUGUAGUUUGGCGCGGUGUUCGUGGAGAUUUAUCGAAACAGUAUUCACAUACAACAGAACAAGCAUGGUGGGCAUUGAGUUCCUGUACGUUGUCAUUAAAUAUUCUUGAAUCUCCACUCUAUUUGGGUAAAACAGGAACUCGAACACUUUUUUCCAUUGAAACGCAAACCGGUCGACGAAUUCGUUCACAUUCGUAUUUUAAACAUGAAGAAGAAAUUCUUCUUCUACCUGGAACUUUCUUUCAAGUUCUUUCACAUUUAUCGCCCGCAGACAAUCUUCAUAUCAUACAUUUAAAAGAACAGCAAACACCUUUUCCUUUACUUCAUCCGCCAUAUCCUGGCGCUGAACAACGUAGAAAACAUCGAAAUCAUUCAAUACUAAAACCCACCCGCCGUACAAUCACAUUUGAAGAUUUAGAAGAGCAAAUAUCUGCUACACAUGACCUAGGUGAUAUUCCAAAUGGAUACGGAAAUCUUCGAUGGCAUAAUUCAUCCUACAUGCAUCGAAAUCACGCUCUAUAA